Camellia sinensis is the source of this 2131-nucleotide messenger RNA. RefSeq names its product nuclear pore complex protein NUP50B. Lineage: Eukaryota; Viridiplantae; Streptophyta; Magnoliopsida; Ericales; Theaceae. Gene Ontology annotation, biological process: intracellular transport. The record is from RefSeq and is a predicted model, not a curated record. Gene Ontology annotation, cellular component: nuclear pore.
GGCCUUGCCUCAUAUAUAUAUAUAUAUAUACGUACAUUAUACAUACACUCAUCUCUCUAUAAGAAUCCUAGGGCUAGGGUUUGAUACCCAGUUCAAUACUCACUCUUCGGAAUCCACUACACUUCAAUUCUUCGCCGAUUACUCUCCUCCUCACCAGGAAUCACCUUCUUCCCAUUUGUUGAGAGGAUAGUUUUCAAUUUACAGAUUGUUUAAUUAUUUAUUUUUCCUAUGGGGGAUACAGAAGAUACACUCCUCCCACCUUCAAAGAAGAGGGCUGCUGGAAGGGAAUUAUCUCGAGAUAACCCCGGUCUUGAUGAUGAUGAGGAGUCUUCUGAACUAGAGUCUGGGACUUUCAAGAAAGCUAGCGAGGAAGUGCUGGCAAGUAGAAGAAUUGUCAAAGUCCGUCGGAAUCAAACAUCGUCAACCUCUUCUCCUAAUCCUUUUGCUGGAAUCCGCUUGGUUCCUUCUACUGAUUCCAGCACGGCUGCAUCUGAAUCUACUACUAAAGUAGUAAGUGAGAAAAUAGUUUCAGAAGAGGUUGAUCGAAAAAAUGAUGUGAAUGAGGAAAUUGACAAGGGAAAUUAUGAUAAUGAUAAGGAGACAGAAAACAAGGCUGAUGAGGUUGCAGAUGAGAAGAAACCGGAUACUGAUAAUGAGGGUAGCAAAUCUGAGUUAGCAGAUGAGAAGGCAACAGAAGAAGAGAAAACUGAGGUUGCAGAUAACAAAGACACCGAGGGUGCUACGGCUGAGAACAAGGACGUGAAAGAAAAUGGUAACGAAAACAAAGAAAAAGGUGCAGAAGCUGCGUCAUUUGGCUCAUUCCAGCAGCUUUCAAGCAGCCAAAAUGCCUUCACGGGACUUUCUGGAACUGGGUUUUCCAAUUCUACCUUCUCAUUUGGGUCGAUUCCUAAAGAUGGAUCUUCACUAGGUUCUGGUUCCGGUUCUCUUUUUGGACUGAAAACUGACCAGCCUUCUUUUGGUUUCAGUCUUUCUAAUAAUGGAAAUUCUUCCCUCUUUGGCACACCAGGGGCUUCGAUUGGUACUAAGAGUGAGACAAGUGGAUUCCCAUCUAUGCAUGAGGUUCAGGUUGAGACAGGUGAAGAGAAUGAAAAACCUGUUUUUACAGCUGAUUGUGUGACGUUUGAGUUUAUUGAGGGAGGGUGGAAGGAGAGAGGGAAGGGUGAACUCAAGUUAAAUGUCUCAACAACCGGAACAGGGAAAGCCAGACUUGUAAUGAGAGCUCGAGGUAACUAUAGGUUGAUUUUAAAUGCGAGUUUAUACCCGGAUAUGAAGCUAACUAAUAUGGAAAAGAGAGGCAUCACAUUUGCGUGCAUGAAUAGUACUGGUGAAGGGAAGGCUGGGCUUACUACAUUUGCUUUGAAGUUUAAGGACGCUUCCAUAGUUGAAGAGUUCUGUGCAGCGGUUGCAGAACAUAUAGGCAAAACAGUUGCUGUUCUGAAGACACCGGAAAAUUCUCCAAAGGCAUCGGAUGACUAAAAGCAAUCCAAAUUAGUGGACAGAGAACUCUAUUUCCUUUUGUAAUAGUCGAAGAAGCUUCUUUAGAGUUUGAUAAUUUGUAAGGCCAUCCAUUCUGCUGUUGUUUUGACUUGAUCAAUGCAUGGGUAAAUUUGGGUUUGGACUGCCUACUUUAUAAUUGAAAGACCUGGAACUGCCGAACUUAGUUUGCGAACCGUCUCAUCAUUCUUGAGUUACACAUCAAAUUGCCGUCUUGCAGGUUGAAAAUACAAUUGGUUUGCAUUCAUCUACGGAACACUAUCAUCGUGAUAUGCAUUUGUUCUUUAUCAAAUCGAUACAUUUGGAACCGGUUGAGACAGUUGCAGACCAGUCCAAUAUGUUGUAUUACAUUCCCCAUGAAUGAAUGAGCUUAAGAUGCUAUCAUCAUAUACUAAGGUUUUUCUGCAGCAGCCAGGUCUGCGGUGCCCCAAAAACUGUGUUAAGUUCCUGGUUGAUCAGUUGUUUCUUUCCUGCUUUUUUUUCAUUUUAUCUUGAUGUUUAAUUUUUCCUUCAUUUGAUGCUUUGAUGUCAUUCUGGGUGGCCUAUCUUUUGAUAUAAUAUGUAAAAAUAUAUAUAUAUAUAUAUACAUAUAUGAGUUGUGGAUGCUUUUCUCAUC